AUAAACUUUACAUUUUUGUAUUCUACUGCACAAACAAAAUCAAAAAUAUUUUUGUAUUCAAUGUUGUGCAUUACAAUAAAAUAAAAAAGGAUUAAUUUAAUUUCAUAGAAAAACGCUUAAAAAAUGCAUUCAAUAAAUUCAUGUCGAAUAUGUCUCAAAGCAGAUGAAGGUUCCGAAAUGGAGCUACCCUUCGAGUUGAUACUGGAAGAAAGUAUUUUGUUGAAUAAAAUUGAAAUCUGUGGAGGCAUAAAGCUGGAACUAAGAGAGGAUCUUCCGAAGAAAGUAUGCAGCAAAUGCGUAACAUCACUUAACAUUUCCUAUGAGUUUCGAGACCUUUGCCAAACUACCGAUUUGAAACUCAAAGAAAUGCUAGACUCGAAAGAUUUAAAGCUCCCUUCAGAAGAUGUUAAUCUCGAUAUAAAAGAUGAACCACACUUUGAAUACGUUUCAGAUUUAGGAAAAUUUGAAAGUCUUUUACUAUCAGAACGUUCCAAUCAAUCCGAUAGUGAUGUAUCAUUAAGCACAAAAGUUAAACAGGAAAAAAAGAAAAAAGUCCGUAAGGAACCUAAAGUGAAAAAAGAGAAAAACUUCCCUUCGCGAAAAGUUGGACGACCUCGAACGAAAGACAGUCAAAUCUGUGAACUUUGUGGUAACGUCUAUCCAACUGUCUACCAAUUGACGAUGCAUAGAAGAAGACACGACUCAGAAAAACCUUUCAGUUGCGAAAUUUGUCAAAAAAAGUUUGCAAACCAACAAGAGACUAAUCGGCAUAUGAGAGUACACACUGGAGACCGACCAUUUAAGUGCAAAUACUGCGAUAGGACCUUUGGUGAUCGAAGCACCAAUAUCAAACAUGAACGUAUACAUACCAAUGAGCGACCAUUCAAAUGCGAUACUUGUGGUAAAUCAUUUACCUACUCCAAUGUGCUAAAGAAUCACUUGUUGACGCAUACAGGCGAAAAACGUUUUGAAUGUGAUGUAUGCGACAAAAAAUUUUCCCGGAUAUGCGAGUUGAAACAACAUUUAGCUACAAUAACCCACAAACAGAGAGAAGCAAAACUGAAUUAUCCCAUCAAAAAAGAUGAAAGUUUUCACAUUGAUUUAAAUAUUUCAAAUUAGUUGAUAAAUUUAGGUUUUCUUUUCAAGUUAAAAUUGAAUAAAUACAAAUAGAAGGUGGCAGAAGAACAACAACAAAUGGUGUAGAACUUAUAAGGUAGUAAUUGUCAUUAUUACAGAAUGUUUUUUAAAGAUAACAUAUUACUUACUUUAGUUAUAUAUUUAAUUAAAUUUCCAACCAUAUGAUUCAAUCAAUUACUCUAUUUUAAAUCAGUAUUGAGAGUAUGCAUUGAAGAUUGUCCAAUUUAGGAACGCAGUAAUCGGACCAGUUUAAUAAGUGUGACCAUAUCAAUUGUCUUAUUAAGUUAAAUUUACCAAAAUUAUAAACAAACAAAAUUGCCUUACAAUCCUACAAAAUCUCUGUCAAUUUUAAAUGUCUUUCCAUAUUUCUUAUGGGAUACGUUAGCUUAUUCAUAUAGUAUAAUAUAUGUUUAAGUUUUUUGCAUCUAGGGGUAUUAUUUUGAGAAUCUAUUAGUUAAAAUAGAAAAGCAGUCAAGUAAAAUACAAAUCUUUAGUUUAAUUUAACUUUUUUAUAUUGAAGUUUUCCCAACCAACGAAAUUUGAAAAACCCAAUACUUGUUCAUAGCUCCUUAUUAACUCGAAUUUGACACUGAAAUGAGAGUCAAAGUUUUCUAGAAACUUUAUUCUAAUAUCAAUCAAUACAAGUAUUGUAUUCGAAAUUAAAUUAUUUUCUUUUUAAUAGGUUCUCACAAUAAGACGACCUCAUCAGAUAAGCAAUAUUGUUUAGAUUAUGUACAAAAGCUCUAAAUUUAAAUUAAGCACGCUUUUGGACAGAUAUUUAUAAAAAGUCCUAGAUAACAUUUAAAUUUCCCGAUUUAAAAUAAUGAAUUUUUAAUACUUUCAAACCUAAAGUAGAGAAUUUUAAUAACUUAGUUAAUUUAAUUCAAACCUUUGAUGAAACCAAACUACAAUAUUAGAAAAUAAAUGAGUAUCACUUUCGUUUCCCUUCACAAUAAAACAUGAAGGUAGUAAGGACUGAUCUUCUAUAUUCAUGAUAAACUUGACCAAGAAAACAUAACAUGGUAUUUUGAGGAAGGUUAUGCUUCCGUAUGCUUAGAACAUUAUACCAGUCAGAUGGGAUUUUUAGCAAGAAAACUAUCAUAAAUCCUUCAAAAUUGGUUACCUGUCCAUCUCGUCUCCGCCCGUCUUCCAUUUUAACCCGAUUGAGAAUUUAUGAGCGGAUCUAAAAAAUUCUAACCACAAUAGUUUUCAACAAUAAACACCAACCACGCCAUUCCCUAUUAUCCGCGGCAUGGUGGUUAGUGCGUUGGACUGUAGUGCCAGAAGUCCUGGGUUCCCUGUCUGUUCCAUCUAAAGUUUUUUUUACGGGUCCUGCCUCUUGUGAGAAACUGACAAAUCCUCCAAGAGUAAUUCUUGUCAUGAAAAGUGCUUUCUCAAAUUAGCCGUUCGGAUUUGGCUUAAAAUAGUAGGUCCCCUCUAUCCCUGAUAACAGUAAUCGCACACAGGAAUGGUUGUGAGAGUUGUGAGUCACUAGGCCCUAGUUCUCAACAGACUGUUGCACCAUCUAUUUUAUUUUAUAUUAUCCAAAACUAGAAUUUGGUAGAAAAGAAAACAUUUUGAAGAAACACGCUCAAUUGCAAAUACAAUUCCAAUUCUUUGGCAUUACUUAUAAAUAACUCAAAAUUUCAUUUAAUUUGUCUCUUUUUUUUAAUACUAACAACUUGACUCUAGAAUAACUGACAAAUAUCGUAUUAAUUUAGUCUAAUAAGCUUCAUAUUUUGUUCUUAUGUUGACGUCUUUAGUUCGUUGAGUCUGUCUGACUUAAGUCAUUUUUGCCUAACACCAAAGAAUUGUAAUUGCUUUUCGGUCGUAUAGUUUCUAAAAUGUUUAAAAAUAAGUUGGCUUUUUGUUUUCCCUGUUAUUUUAAUGUGUGAGCUUUAUCUUCGCCUUAAAUAUUUAAGAUUUGAAUACGAAGAAAUACGUUCAUUCUGUUUUUAAGUUAGUUAGGCUCAUUUCCUGCGAAAACAUAAAUACUAAUGUAACAAUGGGAAAAUAUGAAAGCGGAAUCUCUUAUGUGUAACUAAAAUAUUUUAGUUUUUGAAUUUAAAACAUACAUACACUCCGCUUCAACUGAAUACAUAAACAUUUUCGAAAGUGCCUUUUGCAUUUACAAAUAUUGAGGUUUUUUGUAACAUCUAUCGAUGCUAACUACUCCCUUAAGAUGUUAACAAAACAAAAUAUGCUAAUUAAACUGCGAUUCUUGUUUUCGCCCACUUUUAAAGUAUUUUAUACGUAAAGUAAUUUUUUUUUAGCCAACUGAAUAGGUACAACGACAAUUUAAUCCUUAUUUAUGAGCGUUUUCAUGUAGCCAAGGGAUUCUGAUUGGCUAAAUCUAACUAAAAAAGUAUUUGAAAUUUUCCCUCCGACGUAGUGUAAAAAAUUCAGCUACAAAGUAAGUGGAGAAUGAUUUUGACGUUGCACAAUCAGCUGCUCGGUAAGGACACACGAGUUCAAAAUGAAAUAAAUUGUUCAAUAAUUAAAUACAAAUAUAAAGCAUUCAAAUUGUGUCUUAAAUUUGAUUUUAUUGAAUUUAAAAACACAUCAUCAGUAUACCCUCGAGCCCAACUUCGGUCGUACCGCCAAGUACAGAGAUUCGUUCUUUAGCCGUACUACCCGAAUGUGGAAUGCCUUACCACACUCUGUCUUUCCUAGUCCUUGCAAUAUUCAGGAAUUCAAAAUUAAUGUGCACCGACAUCUCCUUUUAAACCCUCUCUUCUCUUCUUAGUGCUCACACUGUGCCUUUGCAUAAUAAGGGUAGUAAUAUCCCCUUGAGUGUGUGUAUUAUAAAAAAAAAAAAAAAACAAAAGAUAAGUUAAAGUUAUCAAAUCAAAAAUGUUUCUUAUUUUAUAUAUUUGCUUUUGCCAAUAAUAUGACAGUUCAGAUUGACUAGUAGUGAAUGCGACCAAUUUUAUUGUUUUAAGUGAAUUUCAAUUUUUGAUUUAAAAUUUAAAGACCAAUAGAUCUUUAUGCCUUAGCAGUGUUUCAAAAGCUAAAAUCGAAUUGGCUCGACACCAAGAACUAACCAGACGUGUAGCAGCUGAUAAGAUUGGGAGAGGGCUUAAUGGAUUUUAUUCUUACCUAUAAAAUACAGAUAAAUCUUAAAGGGAGGUGAAAAGAACUGCAAAAAUAGUUGAUUUUAAGGUGUGGAUCUUAUACUUGUUAUUCUGGGACAAAAAUUAAACAAAAAAUUGGCGUGAACGCAAGUUUCUCAAUAGUUUUAAGACUUAUUAAAGUUAGAUCCAUUUUAAACGAAUUAAACUUAAGAAAAAAAAACGCUAAUUCGAAAACAACGGAAAGUUCUGCUUUUAGAAUUUUUUAAAAAAUAAUAUGAAAAAAAAAGAUUGGUAUCACGUGUUUUUUUUAGGUCGAUAAAACAUUAAUUUCCGUGCUCCUUAUGGGUCAACCUUUUAUUUUAUACGAUUUGUUAAAAGCUUCAUCACAACUGUGAAAGAGGUGUUGUUAGAAUGAAAGCUGUCAGUAAUUAUGGUACAGUUAAGGUUGAGGUGUUAACAUUAAAAAUCUGGGAUAGAACUUUUCCUAAAUAAUCUAACAUAUUUUGACCCAUAAGCUUAGUCUAUCAACAUGAUAAUCCGCCAAUUCACUUGGUGCGCUUAAUAAAAGAUUCCAGAGAGGAGCAAAAUUUGCACUUCUCUUAAUGACUACCGUACUCAUCUGGUAUAAACAUUACUAAAUAUACUUGGGGAUGGUUAGAAUUAACAGUCUAUGAGGGUGAUCGUCAGUUUAAACACAAAGAAUCUUUAAUUUCUGCAAUCAAGUUAGCGUGAAGUAAAAGUUCUUUAAACUACAUUAAAAGACUGUAGGAUUCAUACCGCAACUUAUGAACGAAAUGAUUAAAAGUAAUGGUGGAAGUACCAAUUAGAAGACUUAACAGAAACUUCUUUUACCCUAGAAAGAUAACCUAUGUCGAAUCGACGUAUAAAUCAUGUGUAUCACUUAUGGUCUAUCAAAUAUGGUUAUCUUUCUAGGGUUUAUUGCAAUUCAAUAACAAAAUGAUCAAAUUAUUUCCUAAAUGUUUGUGCUCAUUCAUAUGAAGCGGAGUGUACAUUUGUAUGAAUGUAUGUCUCGAUAAAUACCUGUUUUAUAAUUUAGGGAAAUUAUUUCCAAAACGGUAGAUACAUUAUAGUGGUUAAUUAACAGAGCAUGACCUUUUUAUUGUGGUGCAAGACAUAAUUAAAUUUCCGAAAAAAAUAUUGUUUUGAAUUCUGUUGUUCACAAAUUUUUGAAUAAAACCUAUCGUCUCUUUGUAUUUAUUCAAUAGCAAUAUUUAGCAUAAAUUCUGAUGUCAGAAGCGGAUUCUUAUUUUUAAUUUUUAUAUACAUACCUAUUUUAGAAGUAGUUUUAAGUUCUGAGUAUUUUUUGUGUAAAAUAAACUGAUAUUUUAAAAAGA
Molecule: messenger RNA, 5566 nt
Organism: Eupeodes corollae
Lineage: Eukaryota; Metazoa; Arthropoda; Insecta; Diptera; Syrphidae
Product: transcription factor Ouib-like
Exons: 4
Coding region: 124-1119 (331 amino acids)
Biological process (GO): regulation of transcription by RNA polymerase II
Cellular component (GO): nucleus
Molecular function (GO): RNA polymerase II cis-regulatory region sequence-specific DNA binding; DNA-binding transcription factor activity, RNA polymerase II-specific; zinc ion binding
Source: RefSeq, a predicted model, not a curated record